Molecule: messenger RNA, 688 nt
Organism: Pangasianodon hypophthalmus (striped catfish)
Lineage: Eukaryota; Metazoa; Chordata; Actinopteri; Siluriformes; Pangasiidae
Gene: lsm6
Product: LSM6 homolog, U6 small nuclear RNA and mRNA degradation associated
Exons: 4
Coding region: 254-496 (80 amino acids)
Biological process (GO): maturation of SSU-rRNA; mRNA splicing, via spliceosome
Cellular component (GO): U4/U6 x U5 tri-snRNP complex; P-body; sno(s)RNA-containing ribonucleoprotein complex
Molecular function (GO): RNA binding
Source: RefSeq, a predicted model, not a curated record
AUUGUGUUUGUUUUUUUAGCAGAACUAUAUUUACAGCUAUGCUUUAGCCACAUUUACAAAUUCUAGGAUUGUAGCAGAUUCAUUUUAUCAUUAAGUAAGGUUGGGGAGAACUUUUUUUCUCCUACCUGUAUUCCGACAAAACGCUGCUUCCGGUAUUAAGAUUAUCUCGCGUGUGAUUGGCGGAAUGAUGGUUGAGUCUGAGAAACCAUCCAAUCACGUGACAGAAGGCUGGAUUUGACGGAAUAGAGUGAAAAUGAGUGUACGCAAGCAGACCCCAAGUGACUUCCUGAAGCAGAUCAUCGGACGGCCAGUAGUGGUGAAGCUCAACUCUGGAGUGGAUUACAGAGGUGUUCUUGCGUGCCUCGACGGCUACAUGAACAUCGCAGUGGAGCAGACGGAGGAGUACGUCAACGGCCAGCUGAAGAACAAAUACGGAGAUGCAUUUCUCAGAGGAAACAAUGUGUUAUACAUCAGCACCCAGAAGAGGAAGAUGUGAAAGUGUUGCUGUCUGAAAUGUGCCAGUUAUUUUGCUGUUUAUAUUCUGUGGGUUAUUAUUUUUUUUUUCUUUUAAUUUUUAGCACUAAUAAACUCGUUUUUGUUUGACUCGGUGACUUCUUGUUUUGUAAAUGAAGGUUUGUAUUGCUGUCACACACACGUGAUGCAAUAAAAUCCUGUUUUUCCCACUGAA